AUGGAAAAUCUUCCAGCUCCCCGAGUAAGAAUCUCGCGUCCAUUUACCCACACCGGGGUAGACUAUGCUGGACCGAUAGAUGUCAAAUCUUGGAAAGGCCGUGGAGGAAAAACGUUCAAAGGAUAUUUCUCCAUAUUUGUAUGUUUAGCAACCAAGGCAAUACACCUUGAAGCUGUCACCGAUAUGACAACUCAAACUUUUUUGGCAGCCUUUCGAAGAUUUACAGCACGUCGAGGUAUUUGCACAGAAAUCUACAGUGACUGUGGAAAAAACUUCGUAGGAGCGAAUUCCGAACUUCAAAAAAUGCUGAAGGCCGCAAAUUUCGACUGGAAGCAAGUCCAAUUAGCAACAACCAACAUCGGAACAAAGUGGAAUUUUAUUCCUCCCGCUUCUCCGCACUUUGGAGGUCUAUGGGAAGCAGGAGUGAAAUCCGUUAAAUUUCACUUAAAGCGGAUCGUUAGGAACGAGACCCUUACAUUUGAGGAACUCAGCACACUUCUAACUCAAAUAGAAGCAUGUUUAAAUUCGAGGCCUCUAUGUCCUUUAUCCGACAACUUUGAAGACUUCGCCAUUUUAACACCAGCACACUUUCUAAUUGGAACAUCAAGUUUUCUUGUACCAGAAGCAGAUAUAAACGACGAAAAAAUUACUCAUCUAAAUAGAUGGAAUAAAAUGCAAGCAGCCGUCAACUCAUUCUGGAAGCAGUGGAGCGGAGAGUACUUAUCUCGAAUGCAACGUCGACCAAAAUGGUUACACCAACAGCCACAACCUCAAGUUGGAGAUUUAGUAUUGCUAAAAGAUGAACGCCUGCCACCAUCGCAAUGGGCUCUUGCACGUAUUACCUCACUAGUACAAGGAGCUGAUAAGCUUACUCGUGUCGUAACUAUAAAAACAAAAUCAGACGAAGAUGGAGUUGAGAACUAUGUUCACGCCGGGGAGGAAUGUUGAGCUAAGAAACAGAACGCCACCCACCAACUAGUCUUCAAUUUGAUUGUUUUUAUAAAGUUAUAUAAUUGUAAAUGUCAAAUUCAAAUUCUGCUUAUCAUGUUUCAUUUUUAUUGUUGUACCAUUAUGCCUAUUUUGUGACAAUAAUGUCAAGAAAAUAAAUCAUUCUUCUUUAUAACGUUGGAACGAAAA
Molecule: messenger RNA, 1137 nt
Organism: Eupeodes corollae
Lineage: Eukaryota; Metazoa; Arthropoda; Insecta; Diptera; Syrphidae
Exons: 2
Coding region: 1-948 (315 amino acids)
Biological process (GO): DNA integration
Molecular function (GO): nucleic acid binding
Source: RefSeq, a predicted model, not a curated record